AUGGUUAGAGGUAAUAAGGAUGAGUCGCAGCAAGAUACAAAAGCUACCGUACUCAAUUGGGAGAGUAAAAUCAUUGCUCCAAUUGGAUCUCUCUCUCACAAAAUUACAGAUUUACUGGAUGUUAUUGGGAAUCUUAAAUUGUUGAAGGUGAUAAAUCUGGAUUGGAGUGAAAUAAGGCAGCUACCGAAGGCCAUUGGGAUGAUGAGGAAUCUUGAAAAGCUGCUUGCCAGAUGCUGUAGAAAUUUACACGGAGAAAUCCCAAGUGAAAUACCUGGAUUAUCCGUUUCGAGAAUCCUAAACUUAUCGAGUAGCGGUAUUAGUAGAUUGCCGACAACUAUUGAUCAGCUUACCCAUCUACAAGAACUUCAUUUGCAAUGUUGUGAUGAUCUUCAACAGUUGCCAAGGCUUCCCACGAGUUUAACUAAAUUGGACUUUAGAUCUUCGAUGCUGCAGACAGUUCCCGACCUUUCCAACAUGACCAAUUUAGUUGACCUGUCCAUUUCUGAUGGUACUGAUGGUAUUGACUUCGGCUCACGGGUGGAAAGAGGGCAAUUACAAGCUCAGAACAUAGACUGGGUUGUCAGGCUAACUAGACUGGAGAAGUUGGCACUGGUUCUUUCAGAUUCCAUACAACUAACUGAUCUGUGUCCCCUUUCCCGGCUCCAGCGUCUCAAAAUAUCUUGCUUUGACCCUGAUUCUCUGAUGCAAUACCCUUCCAGUCUCAAAAGUCUUACCCUUGUAGAUUUGAAGUCACCCACGAAAUGGUCAUCUCUUUCCUCCUUGAAGAAUUUGCACACUUUAAUGAUCCAAAGGUCUAGGCUUGAAAAGAUUCACUUUGAUGUACUUGGACAGCUAAAGAAUCUCCAGUCAUUGCAAGUGUCUCGUUGCAAGUUCCUUGAGAGGCUCUCUAAUCUAUCGCACUUGAAAGAGCUCAAGAUAUUGUGGGUGUCACAAUGCCCGAAGCUGACUGAAAUUCAAGGUUUUGAGGAAUUGGAGAUGUUGCAAUAUCUUGUCAUUUACGAAUGUUACGUGUGCAGAUCAUUGACUGAAAGAUACCAACGGCCAACUCUGGAUAGCACGGUGACGCUAUUAGAGUUGAGGAGUUUGAGAUUGCCUGGGAAGAAAUCAAUGCAGCGUUUUGGCUUUAAGGAUCAGUAG
This is a messenger RNA of Syzygium oleosum, 1158 nucleotides long. RefSeq names its product disease resistance protein RPV1-like. The record is from RefSeq and is a predicted model, not a curated record. The transcript is spliced from 2 exons. The coding region runs from base 1 to 1158 and encodes 385 amino acids. NCBI's taxonomy places the organism in Eukaryota, Viridiplantae, Streptophyta, Magnoliopsida, Myrtales, Myrtaceae.